AUGACUACUUCGGCUGUAAUGCAAUCCAUCUUGGCCAGCCCUCUGACCCGUAUGGCCAAUGCGUCUGCUAGGGUCAACCAGUUUCUUCCCACUUCUUCUGUGCCACGCUUGCCAAGGAAUUCUAGCGUGCGAGUGCGGUCCAUGGCAAAGGUGAGCACCAAGUUCUCUGACCUGUUCGCAUUCGGUGGGCCCACACCGGAGAGGAUCAACGGCAGGCUAGCCAUGGUCGGCUUCGUUGCCGCGAUGGCGGUAGAGCUAUCCAGGGGACAGGAUUUGUCUGUCCAGAAAUCCAAAAGCUAUGGCCUAAACCAAGUUCGGCUGAGUGGAGCUUUGGGUAGAACAGGAGUAUGUCACUGUGGAAGCUUGGAGAAGGUUCAAGGAUAG
This is a messenger RNA of Alnus glutinosa, 384 nucleotides long. Its product is annotated as early light-induced protein, chloroplastic-like. The transcript is spliced from 2 exons. NCBI's taxonomy places the organism in Eukaryota, Viridiplantae, Streptophyta, Magnoliopsida, Fagales, Betulaceae. The record is from RefSeq and is a predicted model, not a curated record. The coding region runs from base 1 to 384 and encodes 127 amino acids.